AUGGCCGCACCACAGGACCGGCUCUUGCGGGGACCAAAGUACGACCUGGAACUGCCCCAGGUCACUCUGGGCAAAUACAUUUUCUCUGGAUUGCUGAAGCACGGCGACCACGUUGCACAGGUGUACCCUGGGGAGCCGGAGGUGCGGCUGUCGUUCCGGGAGCUGGCGAGGCGCGCGGCCUGCGUGGCCGAGGAGCUGCGCAUGCGCGGAGUGGGCCCCGGGGACGUGGUGGCACUCGGCUGCCGCGUCGUGCCGCAGUUCGCGCCGCUCCUCAUAGGCACCCUCCUCAGGAACGCCAUACCGGCGCCCUUCAACCCAGAUCUCGACCAAGAGGAAUUAAAGGUGGUGGUGCAGCAGAUGCUCAGGCCGAAGCUGGUGGUGAGCCAGGAGCCGGCGCUGUCGGCAGUGGGGGAGACGGCUGGGUGCGCCGCGCUGCCGCUGUCCCAGGUGGACGGCUGGCUGCAGCGAGACGCAGACCCGGAGCAGGCGCUGCAGGCGCUGUCCCCGCCGGACGCGGCCGGCUGGCUGGACUCGUGCGCCGCCAUCCUCUGCUCCUCCGGCACCACGGGGCCGCCCAAGGGCGUCAUGCUCUCACACCGGGGGCUGCUCACCGUGACUGUCGCCUUCGGGUGCGUGCAUUCUCUCUCCACGUAUCCGUCUUCUUUGAUACAUCUGUCUUAA
Molecule: messenger RNA, 681 nt
Organism: Schistocerca cancellata (South American locust)
Lineage: Eukaryota; Metazoa; Arthropoda; Insecta; Orthoptera; Acrididae
Exons: 3
Coding region: 1-681 (226 amino acids)
Biological process (GO): fatty-acyl-CoA biosynthetic process; long-chain fatty acid metabolic process
Molecular function (GO): long-chain fatty acid-CoA ligase activity
Source: RefSeq, a predicted model, not a curated record